Paramuricea clavata is the source of this 2982-nucleotide messenger RNA. The record is from the annotation of a GenBank genome assembly. Lineage: Eukaryota; Metazoa; Cnidaria; Anthozoa; Malacalcyonacea; Plexauridae.
AUGGCGGAAAAAGACGAAGGGAAAAAGACGGAGAAAAGAACAAACAGAGGAAUAACUUGGCCCGAUACUUCAACAAUUGCAUUGCUGAAUAUUUGGCAGGAAGAAGAGAUUCGAAUAUCUUUGGAAACCUGCAAAUCGUCAAAAGAAAUGAGAGCUACUUAUCGAACAAUCACGGUAAGUUUUUGGAGUUUAAUACAUUGAAAAAAGUUGUGUAAAAACAAAAUAUUUUAUAUUCUACAUUGCAGUUGGAAUUGCACAAAAAAGGUUUCACUGACUACACACUCAAAAACGUCGUUAAUAAGAUGAAAAAGCUGAGGCAACGCUUCAAAAAAGAAGUCGACAGUGCAAAGAAAAGUGGAAAAGGCCGAGCAAAACCUUGGAAAUUCUUCCAAACGUUGAACGAAAUUAUCGGUCACAGACCAAAUGUUCGUCCUGCAUUUUGUGUCGACACAUCGGCAGGCGAAAAGGCCGAAGAUAAUUCAGAUAUAGAUCAUGGAGAGGAACAAGAAACAGGUAGCAAUAAAAUUUGGCUUCAAUAAUUAUUAAACAUUUGUUUUGUCCACUAACAUUUGGCUUUGAGGUUUUGUGUGAUAAAAAUAUUACAGUAUAUUUCUAUGUAACACUUUUUGUAAUAAUAAAUUUACGUGGUGUUUCCACACACAAAAAAAUUAUAUAUUUUAUCUCCAUGCAAUCAUACAAAGAACUUAGUAUAUUUCUGGUUGAAUUUUCCAAUUUUUGCUCCAUCACACUGUUUAAAAGUAUUUUAAUUACCUUGACCCACGACCAUGUUUUGAAUUAAAUGCAAACUUACCAAAUUUUGAUAAUUUUGUGACUUUGUUGGGUGGCUUACUUGUUUAUAAAAAAAGGUCAAAUGAUGGGGUAUUGGACAGGCAAAUGGGGGUGGGGUGGGGUGGGGGGGGUGGUCAUGUUUCCUUGGGGUGGGUUUUCUAAUGACAAAUUUAUGAAUAAGAACUGAAGGUAUUUAAAUAUGCACCUAUUAAUGUUAAUCACAGCAAUGCAAGUCCCCCUGAAAUUAUUUGCUAUUAAAUUAAUGACAUUAGUGACAUGUUGUAUUUGACUAUAACUGGUGUGCAAGGUGGAAAAAUUCACAGGAGACCUCAAAAAUAUGUCAGCAGGGAAUUCCAACCUCUCACCCUGGAGGUUAACUUUGAUAGAAAGAUAUAUAGAAAGAUAUUUCAACUUACACUUUACAGAAGACAAUUAAGUGUCUUUCAUGAAUGUCUCCCCCACACUAGAAAAUUCUUCAGCAGUUGAAUGCAAAAUAUGCUAUACUUUGUUUAAGCCAAUAAAAAAAACACUUAGAUAUUUAUAUAUAAAUAGUUAUAGAAUCUCUGAAGAGAAAAUAUCGGGAAGGAAGGAUGCUCGACAACGUUUGUCAGAAAUGCGGGUAUGAGGCAGAUGUGGAAUUAUUUUCAGCUGGUGUACAUGAAUCUGAAAGUGGAUGCAUUAGGGCAUAUACAGAUGAUGACACAUUUGUAUGUCCCAGAUGCCCUGUUGCCAACAACUCAGACCAAGGUGCUCAUUACAAAUUCUGAUAGCAAAAAAUAAUGCCAGCAAUUCACACAUUUCAAUAUUUUAAGCAUUGUUAUUUUCAAGUACAUGCAAAAUCAGUGAAAUGUUUAAAUUAUAUAAAUUGAUGUAAGUAUCCUAAAAGUGUUAUUUAUUUAUAGAAGACGAUGAUAAUGAAUUUGAAAAGUCAAUCCUUGAUGCUCAAGAAUCUAAACCUGUUGGUAAGAACAACAAAUUUAUUGAAGUACAGAGGGUAUGCUAAUAGACUAAUUCAUAACAAAAGCUGAACAGAUGUUCUCCAACCAAAAAAGUCCUGGUCAUAGAAUCGCUAUUCAAAUUUAAUUUAAAAAAUUAAUGCUAUGAUAUAAUGCAGUAAUUAUGUUUUUAGAACCAGAUGAUCCUCAGGAGGGGGGAAGCCAAUUGUCGAAACAUACUGGUAAAUUCUACUUUAUACUCUACUUUAUGUCAUAUAAAAACAAUUUCAAAUUUUAAAUCUUUCUGUCAUAUACAGUAUACAGUAUGUACACACAAUAAAAUAUUUUCAUUAUGGCAUUGUCUGUAGAUUCUUCUGGCAAAAUGAAAAAAAAGCCUGUGAAGCAUAAGAAGAGCAACUUCGAGAAAGGCAUUGAAAUAGUAUGCCAAAAAUUUGACAGUGCGUCACAAAAGGAAAUGGAGUGGUAACUAUUUUGGAUAAUUAUGCCUAGUUUUCUUAUUUAAAAAACCUGAGACUCAUAAUGGCUCUUUUAUGUUCUUCAUUUCAUUAGGGCAAGAAAUUAAGCUCAAUUAAUGUCAUUAAUUAGCCAUGGGAUUAUAAGAUGUGCCCUUAUCACUUAAUUGGUGAAUACUACCUCAUUUAACACACCAAGUGCAGCAGCCAGAAGAGGAAUGAGACUCUUCCCAUAAUGCAUUGCACUUACAAUACUGUUCCAAGCUCCCAAGUUAUAAAUACAGCCAUGUCAUUUUAUUAGCUGUGAUACAGAAAAGGCUACCAAUAAACAAGCCAGAGAAAGAAAUUGAUAAUAUAUAAUCUGGAUAUUUUGGAAUAUUCAGCUCACCCCUAUGCAAUAAUUGUUAAAUGUAAUAAAGAAUACUAUUAUGCAAAAUGCUUGGUAUUAUUUCAGGUUUAUGAAAAUGGAUGAAGCAAGGCAUAAGAGGGAACUUGAAUUCCGCCUCAAACAGACCCAGCUGGAGAAUGAGAGAAUGCAGCAAGCAAUGGAGCAUGAAAUGAAAAUGUUUAAGAUGUUGAUGGAAAAUAAACCUACGACUAGUAAUAAUCAUGGCACAGGCAGUGUCCACGGAAUGGUACCAUUGAGUAUGGCAACCUCAAGCCCCAUCACCCAGUUUCCCCAUGUGCAGCAAAUGCCAUGGGAUCAGACUACUUCUCUGUAUUCCUCAACAAAUAUCUCCAACAGCUUUAGUGCUGAUAAUAAUUCAGUGUACACACCUCUUUAA